Symbiodinium sp. CCMP2592 is the source of this 453-nucleotide messenger RNA. The record is from the annotation of a GenBank genome assembly. Lineage: Eukaryota; Dinophyceae; Suessiales; Symbiodiniaceae.
AUGCCGACACGUCUGCAACUCACAGCCAUCUUCUCCAUGCUGCCGUCGCUUGCAGCGCCGGAGUCUGCACUUCCUUUCUCGGGGCAUAUGUGGAGGAGCCGUUCUCUUUGCCAGGGCACCAUUGGACGUCUCAAGUUCGGUUUCAGGCAGGGACGCUUCGAAGUGUUUCGAGCGCGAAAGCCUUACAUGGGUAGGCUAGUGCACCAGAGAGCUCGGCGAAACGAAUUUGCAGAAAGUCGCCUUAUCACAGGCUUCGACAUGAUUCGACUGCACCUCCACGGCGGUAAGUCGCGGCCAGCUGGUACGUCUUGGGCGUUGCAUGUAGAAUGGCGUCCUUGCAGCACAAGCAGGUGGCAGCCGGGUGGCAACAACUCCGAGCACGACUCGAGUUCCUGGGCUGAUGUGGUCAUGUCUUUGUUGCUCUUAUUGUUGAAGGGUUUAAUGUUACUUUAG